AGCCCGGGUCAUGUGACUCCAGAACCCGGCAGCUGAAGUUUGUUACCCUGACAACCGGCUGACCCGUACAGACCUUCCGGGAAAGCGCGGAAUUGGGAGGCAGAGUGUUUCCAAUGUUUGAGAUACUUUAGCAUGUUUACUUUGGGAGGUCAAAAUUGUUGACUAUGGCUAACCAUUCCCAAGAAGAGCUAGAUGAAGAGUUUGAACAGUUUAUGAAAGAGCUUUCAGAUGAUUCUUUUGAAAAUUCAGACAAAACAGCUAGACAAUCUAAAAAAGAAAUGAAGAAGAAAGAUACAGUGCCUUGGUGGAUAACUGAAGAUGAUUUUAAAGAUGAUGGACAGCUUGGAACAAAUGUGAGCUAUUUGAAAACAAAGAAGAAUUCUCAACCUGUUAUGGAAAUAGAAGAGGAGUCUGCUGAAAAGAUUCAAUUUCUUAAGAGCAGUGGAACCUCUCUCUUAAGUACUGAUAGCUUAGAAACAAAUGAACUAGUAGUUUCUGAGCUCAACCAUAGUAUUCUCGGAGUGGGAUUGGACACAUUAGAAGAACAAGAGGAGAAAGAACAAUUUUUUGCCAGGCUUGAGAAAGGCUUGACAUCUUCCAUUGAUUAUUCGAGAUUAAAUAAGGAAUUGGAUUCUAAUGACUCUAUACAUUUUAAAGCUUUACAUAGUAAUCAAGCUAAUGUAGAACUAACUGAUGACGAACAUGAGAAUGAAUCGAAACAUGAAGAACUGGCAGAAAAUUACAGUGAUGAUUUUGAAGAUGAGUAUGUUGGUGCACCGUUGACUACUAAAGAUGAAGAGACGCCUUCCAAAGAGAAUUCCAAAUCAGAAAAAAUAAGUGUACCCAAACAGGAAGAAGAAAAAACUGGCAUGCUAGCUAAUGUUGUGCUGCUUGAUUCACUAGACUCUGUUGCAGAGGUCAAUCUUGAUGAACAAGAUCAAAUAACACCUAAGCCAAGGGGCCUACCAGAAAUGACUGAGAAUGAAAUGACAGGAACAGCAGGUGUUUCCUAUGGGCAAAGCAGUAGUGAUGUUGAAGCCCUACAUCAAGCUUAUUGUCAUAUAGCCCAUUCAUUGGGAGAUGAAGACAAACAAAAAAUUGAUAGUAAUACAAUGGAAGAUACCAAGAGCUCAGUGAAAGGUCAUUCUCAAGAAAAUGAAGAGAAUUCAAAAAACUUCUCUACUAUGGAAUCCGAUCUGCCCACAGUAGAGGAGCUGAUGAAACCUAUCAGAAUAGAUUCCUUUGGGGUCAGUGGUUUUGAUUUACAACCUGUGAGCUCUGAGAAAGUGGCCGAAAGUAAAGAAACUGAAUUUGUUAACUCUUUACCCCUGAAGACGAACCCAAAUAUUAUGUCUCAAGACUCACAACAUGUGAACCAUUUUUUUGACAAAAACGAUGAGAAUGUGAUUUUACAAAAGACCACAAAUGAGAGUAUGGAAAACAGCUGUCCACAAGUAACUGCCACAGAAGAACAUGUUGAUAAAAUGUACCUUAAUAUUUUGAGGAAAAAAAUAUCUGUUAAUUCUUCAUCAUUAUCUCAGGAUGACAAAAUUAAUAAAACUUACAGAUCUCAACUUAGCUCUGAAGAAGAAGGGGCUGUAAUGGGUAAACAGGUACCAUACAAGAAGGCCAGAAGUGCACCUCCUUUACUUAAAAGGAAACCCCAUCGUGGAUUAUAUGCAUCAGUUAGGAGCUCAGGCUAUGGCAAACCCAGUUCACCACUCAAGAUGUUUUCUACUCUUGAAAAUAAAACUUCAGGGGACAUUAUAAAAAGCAAAAACUUGAGAUCGAUUUCCACCUCUAAUCAACCUAGGAGAAAAGAAAUCUUAUCUGGAACAAAACUCAUCAAGCCUGCAGCUUUGGAUAAACCAGCUCCCAAAACUGAAAGUUGCCUGGUUACUCCUAAGAAGUCUGAAGAUCCCACAGAAACUGAUUCCUGUAUUCAGUUUCAGACUGAUUCCUUAGGAUACUGUUGUGAGAACAAGGAGGAGGAAUUACUUAUGUUUAAAAGAGUUCAGGAAGCAGAGGAAAAAUGGAGGGGUGCACAAGCCCUAAUUGAGCAAAUUAAAGCCACAUUCUCAGAAAAAGAGAAAGAACUAGAAAAUAAGUUGGAAGAACUAAAGAAACAACAGGAAAAAGAACUCUUCAAAUUGAAUCAAGAUAAUUAUAUUCUUCAAGCCAAGUUAAGCAGCUUUGAAGAAACAAACAAAAAAACAAGGUGGUUACAUUUUGGAGAAGCAGCUGAUCCUGUCACUGGAGAAAAAUUGAAGCAAAUCCAAAAGGAAAUACAAGAACAAGAGACACUUCUUCAAGGAUAUCAACAGGAAAAUGAACGAUUAUAUAAUCAAGUAAAAGAUCUCCAAGAACAAAACAAGAAAAAUGAGGAGCGAAUGUUUAAGGAAAACCAGAGUUUAUUCAGUGAAGUAGCUUCCUUAAAAGAACAGAUGCACAAAAGUCGUUUUCUGUCUCAAGUAGUUGAAGAUUCAGAGCCCACAAGAAACCAGAAUUUUACAGAUCUGUUAGCAGAACUACGGAUGGCACAGAAAGAAAAAGACAGUUUAUUGGAAGACAUCAAAAGACUGAAACAAGACAAACAAGCUCUUGAAGUAGACUUGGAAAAAAUGAAGAAAGAGAGGGACCAAGCCAAAGAUCAGAUUGCUUAUGUCACAGGUGAAAAAUUAUAUGAAAUAAAAAUUUUAGAAGAAACACAUAAACAAGAAAUCAGUCGUCUGCAAAAAAGAUUACAGUGGUAUGCUGAAAAUCAGGAACUUCUGGAUAAAGAUGCACUUCGGCUUAGAGAAGCAAAUGAGGAAAUUGAGAAACUCAGACUUGAGAUUGAGAAACUGAAAGCUGAAUCUGGGAAUCCAUCUAUUCAGCAGAAGAUACGCUUAAAAGAUAAAGCAGCAGAUGCCAAAAAAAUUCAGGAUCUGGAGCGACAAGUAUAAGGAAGUAGAA
Macaca mulatta (Rhesus monkey) is the source of this 2955-nucleotide messenger RNA. The record is from RefSeq and is a predicted model, not a curated record. Lineage: Eukaryota; Metazoa; Chordata; Mammalia; Primates; Cercopithecidae.